Molecule: messenger RNA, 1378 nt
Organism: Vigna umbellata (rice bean)
Lineage: Eukaryota; Viridiplantae; Streptophyta; Magnoliopsida; Fabales; Fabaceae
Source: RefSeq, a predicted model, not a curated record
AUGACUGGUAAAAGUUCAAUUACUCAGCCAGCAACCAGACAUGGAACCAACAAACCGACCAAAUAUGAUUUAGCUGAUCCAGAAUGGACCAAAAGGAUUCCAGAUUGUCCAACAUACUACCCAUCAGAGCAUGAGUUUGACCAUCCUUUAGUUUUUCUGCAGAAAAUAGCUCCUGAGGCUUCUAAAUAUGGUAUAUGCAAUAUUGUUUCUCCAAUUGCAGCCUCUAACCCAGCUGCUUUUGUCUUAAUGUAAGAGAAAAAGGAUUUCAAGUUUGAAACAAACUUACAGCCUCUUCGUCUGUCUAAAUGGAAUGAGAAGGAAACAAUAACCUUUUCUAUGAGUGGCAGAAAAUAUACAUAUCAUGAAUUUGAGGCUCUUGCAAACAAGACAUUUUUCAGUAGAUUUCACUGUUCUGGAGGUCUUUCUUCUUCAUGUGUGGAAAAGGAGUUCUGGCAUGAGAUGAUGCAUGGAGAGAUGGGAACAGUUGAGUAUGGAGUCAAUGUUGAAGGUAGUGCCUUUUCAUGUGAUCCUGAUGACAGGCUUGGAAUAAGCAAAUGGAAUUUGAAGAAUUUCUCACGGCUGCUGCAGUCAUCCUUACGUUUAGUUGACAAGGAAAUUCCCGGAAUAACUGAUCCUAUGCUUUACAUUGGAAUGUUGUUCAGUAUGUUUGCAUGGCAUGUAGAAGAUCAUUAUUUGUACAGCAUAAAUUAUCAUCACUCAGGUGCAAGUAAAACUUGGUAUGGAGUGCCUGGCUAUGCAGCCCCUCAUUUUGAAAAGACCGUAUUAAAACACGUGUAUUGCAAUAAGAUCUUAACAAAACAUGGAGAGGAUGGAGCUUUCUGGUUUCUUGCACAAAAAACAACCAUGUUCCCACCAAAUGUUAUGUUACAACAUGAUGUGGAUGUUUACAAGGCUGUACAGAAACCAGGAGAGUUUAUCAUCACCUUUCCUAGAGCAUAUCAUGCUGGAUUUAGUCAUGGUUUUAACUGUGGAGAAGCAGUAAAUUUUGCCACUGAUGACUGGUUUCCAUUUGGGGCAGCAGCCAGCAGGCGUUAUGCACUUCUCAGAAUGAUGCCUUUAAUUCCAUAUGAGGAACUUCUUUGUAAAGAGGCAAUGUUAGUUUACAAGUCCUCCUCAAGAGUCAGAAGUUCCAAGAACAAGCCAGAAGACACAGCACCUUAUAAAGCUAUAGUGCAGCCUUUCUUGCAUCUUAUGCAAUUUUAUAUGACAUCCCUUUUGCGACUGAAGAGUUCAAGAAACUUGCAAAGUUAUUCAAAUACAUCAGGUUUGCUGAUAUGCCGCAUAUGCCACAGGGAUUGUUAUGUGGCUUACCUGCUAUGCAAGUACUGCUUUUCUCAUCCAAUUUGUCUUUUCCAUG